This is a messenger RNA of Symbiodinium sp. CCMP2456, 2544 nucleotides long. Lineage: Eukaryota; Dinophyceae; Suessiales; Symbiodiniaceae. The record is from the annotation of a GenBank genome assembly.
AUGGACUCGCCUUGCGCCCAGUUGCAGUCGAGCCCCUCGUGUCAUCCAGCUUCCAUUCUGAGGGGGGUGUCCAUACGUUUGGCCUCUGUGGCAUAUGCCGUCAUGUCCUUGAAGUGCUACAUUUUUCUGUUUUUGCUGCGGUACGACGCGGCAUAUUUGCUCCCUUUACGCCAUGUUGUGUUCACUUGGACCCGUAGGUUGGGCCCUUCAACUGGUACUGCUUGGUCGAAGGCGAAGGCUCCGAAGAGGUGUGUCGGCUGGGUUCAGGUCAUCGCCGGCGUGCUGGGCGCCGUGCUGCUACUCUUCGUGCUGAAGCUUCUGGUGGAGAGGAAGGUCUUUCAGAUCUACCACACGGAGCAGGUCUUCGGCGGCCUGGGAGCAGGUUAUGCUGUCGUGCGGUCGGGCAUCCUGAUCUACAGGCACUGCAAGCGGGCGUCCUCCGGCUUGCAGCGCUUCGCUCUUCGAAUCCUUGGGGUUGUGCCAAUCUUCGCUGUCGAUGCUUGGAUAAUCCUCUGGCUGGAGGGCAGCAACAGCGGCUUCGUGAUGCUGCUGCACUGUAUCCGCGAAAUUGCGGAGGCUGUGGCAGUGUGCUCCUUCGUGCAGCUCUUGCUCUCCUUCCUCGGCGGGCCGGUGCAGCUCUCCAACAGUCUUCUGGAGCAAGAGCAGCCCCCUGUGGAUCAGCUGGGUCUGCUGCAGUUCUGUGUACCUCCGUAUCGACCGGGGCCGAGCUUCGUCUCUAAGGUUAUUAUCAGCAUCCUGCAGUACUCCCUCGUCACGCCGUGUCUCUUCCUGAUGACAACCAUCGUGUGGCGCUCUCUGAAGGAUCCGGAUUUGGCCCGAUUACAUCGCGGCCUUCUCCACCUCCAUGCGCUGCCACCCUUGUUCAAGGGAGUCAGCUGCCUCUGUGCGAUGUACCACCUGGUACUCCUCCAGCGUGAGACGCGCCCUCACCUGGAGAAGUUCUUGAAGUUGAAUCCGGCCCUGAAGUUCUGCAGCCUUCACUGCAUCGUCUUCUUGACCUUCUGGCAGAGCUUUGCCGUUGAUGCCGUCGCCAGCUACGUGCGCUGGGCGCAGUCUCAAGAGGAGCACCACAAUCCGCAGUCAGAGCUGAGCCGGGAGCGAUUCCUGGAGAGCCUCAAAGGCCUGCUGCUUUGCCUGGAGAUGCCCAGUUUCUGCGAGAUCCAUUUCUGUGCCUAUCCCCCCGAUGAGAUGGAGGAGGCUCAGCGCAACGCCUACGUUGUUGCGGGCCAGUCCGCGCCCAGAAGGAGCGGCAGCGGGCAUUGGGAGCUUGAGCAAGACGAGAACGUGCCAGUUCUCCUCAGGGCCAAGGAUGGAAACGACCAAGCCCCUGAUGUAUCGCGCCUGAUGUCUGCCGAGGACUUCUACGGCUCCGGGGAGGCGUUGCAGCUCGUGGAUCUUUGGGCCGAGGUGCAAGAACUCACCGACACCGCACGUCGAGAGCGAGGUGAGGUCCUUGAUGGGCUUUGUUCCAGCGCCCAGAGCCACCUAGUUAGGUUCCGACCCCAGCGCCUGACCCACCUGCUCCGUCUUGGCCAGCCCGAGCCCAAGCAUGCUGCCGGGAAAGUGCAGCAACAAGAAGUUGCUGCAUGCCCGGCGGCCAUAGGAUACCACAAUAUCCACGCCAAGACCCAAUUCCAAUUCAGAUUCUACGUCGAACUUCUUGGGAUCAGUGUUUGGGCUGGUUUUCUUCAGAUGCAGCGUGGCUCCUCGGACGUUGAGCGCUCGCGCGUCGUUCGUUGUAGCCUUCCGGGCUUUGCAGAGGUCAUUCGAGGAGAAGUUAUCGAGGCCGAUCCCCCAGAUAGUGAGGUUCAUCGACAAAGUGGACCGGGCUACCACAUCGUCUUGGUUUUCACAAGGCCGGAGGCCAGCAAUGGGGAAAGCUUGAAGCCAAGGACACAGGUAGUAGCCAAAGAUGCUCUCAACAACAAGGGGCGCCGUUUGCUGCAGUCGGGGGAGAUUCAGCACAUCAGCGUGCAGAGGUUCUUUCCCGUCGAGGUGAACGGAUCCCGGCUGGUCCAGAUCCGCGUUUUUCCCGCCAAUCGCAACACCACGCUCAACCGAAUGUAUCACAUUCAUGCCUUCCGGCAGCCCUGUCCUCCCCAGAGGCCCUUCUACGCCCCCGAUGUUCGACUCUGUGCCAUGACCUGCAACGACGGGUACUUUCCACGGCAUGCGUCUUCGCGGUGCGAAGCUUGUCCCGAACACUGCGCGCGCUGCUCCAGCUACGAGCGGUGCGAGGUGUGCAAACCCUCCCAGUGGCAGACGCUGCACUUCUUGCAGCAUGUCGGCGGUCAGUGCCAUGUGCUUCGGAUACAUCUCCACGAGCUAGGGAUAGGUGUUGUCGUAGCCGUGGCGGUCUUCGUCCUCUGCACCUGCUUCUGCUUUGCGUGUUGCCAUGGCAGCAGCCGCCGGCCGAGAGGAAGGCGGCCCGGGCGAAAGGAGAAGCUCUUCGACGAUGAGGAGCUCGAGCAGAGUACCCGCCUCCUGGGGGUGAACCGCCACGGCUCUUCCGACGACGAGUGA